GGGCCUCAGACCAGUCAGUGUUGGCAUGGACGUCGGACAUGUGCGUCAUGGGGGUCGUGGAGGUUUCACUCUGUGUUUUUGUUGCACAUUUUGUUUGUGUUCUCUCAGUGGCAGGUGGCCACGAUGUCACGCCGUUCAACAGGUUUCCAGGAUUGCUCCCACGUUUUGAUCCUUUUCCAUUUGACGGCAACUUGGAGUUUUCUCCGCACGACGGGAUCUUCAGCUCCUGGAAAACCUGGGAUCCUGAGUUCCACCUGUUUCCGGACUGGCCUUCUAUAACAACCGCUCCACGGAUACACCUGUUCUGCAACGAGUCCCACCUGUCGGUGGAGGUCGAUAAGAGACUCGGUGGUGUCACGCUGGCCGCAGACGAGGUGCAGCUGGGCGACGACUGCUACAGCAACGGACAACGAGCCAAUCAGUUUGUUUUCAUCUACAGCGUCGAUGAAUGUGGAACUUCUCGUGCAUUGCAGGACGGCUUACUGCGGUUCCGCAACUCUCUUAGCUUAAACCUCCAAAAACCUCUGCCCUCCUCGGUGCAGAUCCCUUCCACUGUCCACAUUUCCUGUAUGCCGAGGAGGACCUACUUGAGGGCAGCAGCUCCAGAGGGGGGCAGGAUCUUCUACAUCAGAGCAAUGAAUCCGUCUUGGACAAAUGCAGCUGAAACCAGGGUCUAUAAAAGAGGCCAGGUCGUCAACGUCCAGGUUUCUGCCAGAACUGAACCCCGUCAGCAGCUCUUCAUCCAGAAGUGCUUCGUGUCGGCGUUCCCAAACCCCCAGGCCACGCCUCGGCAUGCGAUCAUCAUGAAUAAAGGGUGCACGGUCCCUCUGGGUUCUGUUCAUCCAGUCGUACGGUUUCUGCCGUCCGGCACAGCCGACGAGGUCAACUUUGUUCUGAACACAACUUAUUUAAUCUCUCAGCUGUACGUCCACUGUAGUGUCCUGGUCACAGACCAGAGUGUGGAUCCUGGUCUGAAGUCCUGCAACUACAAUCUGAUCCAGUCCAGAUGGGAGGACUUGGCUGGAGAUGUGCAGGUCUGCGAGUGCUGCAGUACAAAGUGUAAAGGACCGGCCGUCAGACAUCUGAUUGAAGGCCACAAAGCUACAGUCAGUACCGGCCCUUUUGUCAUUGUUGACAAAGACACGGAGAUGACGUCAGAACAUGACUUUUCUCGACCACCGCUGCCUUCCUCCGUUACUAGCUCCAAGUUGUCUGGUGCUGCUGUAAUGAGGGAAAACAAAGCUCCUGGUGGUCCGGGGUCCAGGCCGCUCGGCUCUCCACCCCAGGCUGUAGUGGUGAGGAAGCAGGAGCCGGUGGAGAAAGUGACCGUCUGGCUGCCUGGACAAGUGGAGGACACUAAGCAGAUGAACACAGUUAAGGUUCAAGACAUGGAGACGGUUCAUGUGAAGGAGAAGGACGUGUCAAAUGAUCUGCCACAGACCGCUGUGUCUCAUUGGCGUGAGGACAGUAACCAUGUUCACGCUCAAAACCAAUUAAACGCCGUGGCUCAUUUAUGGGACCUGAAUAUUCUUACGAUGCCUGAAGGAUGGCCAAUUCCGCCGCAGCCUGAUGAUGGACCUCUAAGACCCCGGUUUGGAAGAUCUGCAAUGUUUGGCUCAGAAGUUCCUGAGGUCCACCUCCUCCUGCCAGCUGACGUGGCUGACGUUGAUCCAGAUCUUAACGGUGAUCAAACGAGGGACGAAGACGCAAAAUGGUCCCAAGAAGAAAUAAAGGUUGACCCAGUCAUUCGUUCAAAACUGCAGUACUCCAGAGGUGAGGAUGGCACCCAGGUCCUGAGUUACGAGGAAGACGUGGUGAAGCAACAAGAGAGCAGAAGUACAACCAAGAGAUGUGGGAAGGAGAGGAUUAUGGAAAGACGAAAACCUCGGGGCAGACUGCAGUCGGCUUUCCUGGAUCUGCUGAGGAGGAUGGACAAAGCAGAGUAACGAGUGAUUUUGACAGUUUUAUGUUGUACUUAAAAAUAAAUAUUACCAGUAAGCAAUA
This is a messenger RNA of Cynoglossus semilaevis (tongue sole), 2004 nucleotides long. RefSeq names its product zona pellucida protein C (gene zpcx). Gene Ontology annotation, biological process: binding of sperm to zona pellucida; egg coat formation; positive regulation of acrosome reaction. Bases 39 to 1946 code for a protein of 635 amino acids. Gene Ontology annotation, molecular function: acrosin binding. The record is from RefSeq and is a predicted model, not a curated record. The transcript is spliced from 9 exons. Gene Ontology annotation, cellular component: extracellular matrix. NCBI's taxonomy places the organism in Eukaryota, Metazoa, Chordata, Actinopteri, Pleuronectiformes, Cynoglossidae.